CGUGCAAUCGAGGGGAUACCCAGCAGUAGACUGUGAUGGUGUAAGAACAAGGAAUUCACAGUCCGGAAUGAACUGAAAGAGAAAGGGGACCAAUCUCCGUGCGCCAUAUAUUGACAUCGACGGCCGAAACAAGCAGCCAAAGAAAGUCUACAUGGUAUUGAAGACGACAUGUCUAGGUGUGGGGCAGUAAGUAAUAAAAAGACCCCAGGCUCGAACUACACCUACACUGCUACUCACACUCCAACACCAAGACAGCAAAGCUCAAUGGGUUAUACUGUUGCCAAGACCAACCAGGGCUACAAGGCUGCAUACGAGGAACGCCUCAAAAAGUACGGCUGGUCAGCUGGCGCCUCUGCUCUGUUCUACUUUAGCAAUGCCGAUGGCAACGAAGAGCAAGAUCCCGUCGGUACAUUGUUCUACAACGACAUUAACGAUAUCAGAGGGAAGACGAAGUACAAUGUGAUCUACAGCGAUGCCUCUGUGAAGAACGAGGAUGCGGCUGUCAUCGUUCAAUUCUUUGGCAACAAUAAGAGUCAGGGCAAUUUUUAUGCUGAGUUUGUCGGCAGAGAUCCGGCGCGCACUGUCUGGUGGAUCGUGGACGGUACGGCGCACAGGGGAGGGGAGUGGCAUCCCCUCAAACUCACAACAAGCACUGCGUUUGUCGAAAAGAGAGGCAAUGAAAACGAAGUCAAUAUCACCCUCGCUACCCUUGGUAAACAAGUUUCGUUCGACCUCCCUGCUGGGUACGCCUCCGGAAAAAACAUUUCCGUCUGGGGAAAUCUGUCUACCAACGACAUCAAAAAGAUCAAGAAGGGCACUAAAUCAGUCGUCAAUUAUAACGACGAUCGAAUUCUAUUCUACCCUCAGAAUGGGAGUAAAGACCUGACGGCCGUUUUCUUCCCCCUUGAAACCAAAGAUUCAGACGCGACGGCUCUUGGAAACUUUCGAUGGGUGUCGACGGACCAGGUUGCUGUUUGGGACGACUACGAUGGGGAUGAUAAUUAACCUGUGUCUGUUUGUCUGUCAAGGAAUUCCC
This is a messenger RNA of Cantharellus anzutake, 1036 nucleotides long. RefSeq lists its product as uncharacterized. The record is from RefSeq and is a predicted model, not a curated record. The coding region runs from base 169 to 1005 and encodes 278 amino acids. Lineage: Eukaryota; Fungi; Basidiomycota; Agaricomycetes; Cantharellales; Hydnaceae. The transcript has 9 exons.